Messenger RNA from Penicillium diatomitis, 741 nucleotides. RefSeq lists its product as uncharacterized. The transcript has 3 exons. Lineage: Eukaryota; Fungi; Ascomycota; Eurotiomycetes; Eurotiales; Aspergillaceae. The record is from RefSeq and is a predicted model, not a curated record. The coding region runs from base 1 to 741 and encodes 246 amino acids.
AUGAUUGUCCUCCGGACCAACUAUCACUACUACGGUUUAGUCAUUGCGCUGGCCAGACUGAAGAUGCACAUUUGCAGACAAGAUCAGUACAGUCAACAGGAGGAAAGCAAACGCCUACUCAUGGACACAGCUCGUGCGAUUGUGGAGGAAAGCAAGAACAUUGAAAUUGCGGCACACACACCGAUCUACAUUCUGGCCGUCCUUCCACUUGCCGCCUUGUUCAUUCUGUUCGAUUUCAUCGUGCACAACCCGACGCAUCCAGAGACGCGAGAUAACCUGUCAUUGCUGGAUGUCGUAGCUGGUCAUUUCAGUCUACUCGACUACAAAUCAGGUGGCUUUCUGCCUGCGUCAUUGCUCACUGAAUUCGCUCAGAUUGCAAGACAGUACGUCAGGGACUUUGCCUCCACAUCGACUCAAGAGCCGCCGCCGCCGCCGCCACAGCAGCAGCUGCCGCAUCAGCAGCAAGCUGAGGAAUCCCUCGGUGGAGUCGACGUGGCACUUUCCUGGCCCUCGCAGACGGCUACUGAGAACAUGACUGAUCUCAACAGGGAGGAAACCAGUGGCGAUGGAAGUACAGAUUAUCGUCCGAACAUCAUGGAGACCUGGGAACCAAGAGACUAUCUACACUACCCUGUCUCGCCGGAAUUCGGCAUGGCCGAUACAUCUACGAUGGGAGCUCUCAAUUUCCAGAGCUUGUUCGGAUUCGUUGUGCCGGAUUUUCAAUGUGGCGAUGAAGUAUAG